AUGGAGAGCCCAAAAGGCCCAUUUAAAGGAGCCCUCUCACAGGUCACUGAAGCGGGCUUUGGGCCUUUAUGCGAGCUCCGCAACAGAGCGUCACGUUUCCCUGUUCCAUCUCGUUUCCCUCCUUCCAUAUAUAAACCCGCCGCUCGCUUCUUGCCUACGGCGAAGGGUGGGAACGAGCAGGGCGGUGCCCGGAUCUUCGGCCCCUCCCAGAAGUACUCCCACAUUAGCCUCAAACCGAGGGAAGAAGAGCAGGGUAUCCAGGAUGAGUUGCCGAAGCAAAACCUCCGAAAGGAGUUGGAAGAGUGCGAGCGGAGACACUUUGCCUCCAAGGCUAAGUCUUGUACUGAAGAUAGAGAUCGAAGGAAAGGUGGGCAGGUACUUUGGAAGGAACAAGGAGAAAAGCUGAAGAUAGAACUGUUCAGAGUGAUAAUGAUGCUGAUGAUCCUGAUGCAUAAGUCAAAGAUGAUGCAGAGAGGUAGUUACUUUUUGUUUUUAUAUCUAUUUGUAGCAUAUCAUUUGAUGUUUUUAUAUCUAUUUGUAGCAUAUCAUCUGAUGUUUUUAUAUUUUUAGCAAGUUAAGAUCAAGAAAAAAUAAUGUCUACUAUAAUUGUGGUGAGAAAGGAUAUUAUAAGAAUCAAGUAACCUAAGAAGUGUAAGGUGAUAACUAUUUAAUUAUGUUUAUUUCUGAUGAUAUAUUUUUUUUGUAUGUGUAAGGAUCUUGAGUGAGUGAUUGACACAGGUGCUUCUUACCAUGCUAUACUACAAAGGGAGUUCUUUAUUACCUAUAAGUCUAAAAAUUUUGGUGUUGUCAAGAUGGGCAACUAUGGCUCGACAAACAUCAUCAACAUGGGUGAUAGUUAUAUAAAAACUAACUUUAACUACAAGUUGGUGCUUAAGGAUGUGAGGCAUGUGGUUCACUUGAGAUUAAAUUUAAUUUUAGUUGGAAGGCUAGAUGAUAAAGACUUUGAUAGCAGAUUUCAUAAAGGACAAUAGAAGCUCAGUAAGAUUUAUCUUAUUGUAGCUAGUGGAAAGAAAUAUCACACUUUGUACAUGUUGUAGGUCAAAACUUGUGGUGAACAGUUAAAUUCUAUAGAGAAAGACUUAAGUAUGGAGUUAUGGCAAAGGCAACUAGGACACAUGAGCGAGAAUGGACUGCAAGUUCUUUCCAAGAGAGAAGUCUUGCCAAAUCUCAAAUUUAUACAUCUGAACUCUUGUAUUAAUUAUUUGGCUAGCAAACGAUAUAAAGUUUUCUCUACUAGUCUUACUUUAUCUAAAAAUACAUACCUUGGAUCGUGUCUAUACAUAUGUAUAUAGUCCUUUGAGGAAAAAUUUUCUUUCUAAAUCUCUUAAUGUUUAUGGUAUUAGUGAUGUAUUUUAUUUUGUCACUUUUAAAAAUUAUUUUUUCAGGAAAGUCUAAGCUUAUGCUAAAGACAAAGAUCAGGUUAUUAAUAUUUUCAAAAAGUUUCAUGCCAAAGUUGAAAGAGAGACAGAAAAUUAAUUGAAAUACAUAAGAUUGGUAAUGAGUACACAAGAUUGUUUGAUGAUUACUACAGGUUACAUGACAUCUAACAUGAGAUGAUAGUUCCUUGUAUGCCUCAGCAUAAGAUCGGAUGAUAGUUCCUAGUAUACCUCAACAUAAUGUAAUUACAGAGAGGAUGAACCAUACCAUCAUAGAAAAGUUCAGAUAUAUGCUUUCAUAGACCAAUCUACCCAAAAGAAAAGUUCAGAUAUAUGCUUUCAUAGACUAAUCUACCCAAAAGGCUUUGAGAUGAGACCUUAAGGAUUACAGUUGAUAUGAUUAACUUGACACCCUAUACAACUUUAGAUGGUAAUAUCGUAGAACAUGUAUAGCUAGGGAAAGAUGCCUCCUACAUGCACUUAAAGUGUUUGGUUGUCAUGUAUUUACACAUGUUUUAAACAUUAAGAAGUCUAAGCCGGAUGGUAAGAUAGAAGAAUAUAUUUUUCUUGGCUACUCACGUAAUUAGUUUGGUUACAGGUUUUGAGAUCCAGAAAAGCAAAAUAUGUUUAAAAGUAUAGAUAUGAUCUUCUUUGAGGAUUGAACCCUUGAGGAUUUAAAGAAUGAGGCACCAACCUCAAUUGAUUGUGACCCACUUACUCCUCUAGUACAUCAGGAUGAUGGGGAGAUGUGCAGAAAGGUGGUGUAAAGGUUAAUGUUGGUCUAUCUAUAAGACAUGUUGAGCAAGAAGAAUAUGAAGAGCAAUUUUUUGUAGAACAUCAAUUGAGAAGAUCUUCUAGACAACAUCAAUCAUCCGAAAGAUACUCUUUUACCUAUGUUACUCUUCUAGACAACAUCAACUUUGAAGAGAUUUUUUCUCAUGUUGUUAAAAUAUCUUCCAUCUAUGUUGCUUUUUGUAUUGUUGCUAGUCUAGACUUAGAGGUUGAGCAAUUGAAUAUGAAGACAACUUUCCUUCAUGGUGAUUUGGAGGAAAUUUAUAUAGAGCAAUUAGAAGGUUUCGAAGUCAAAUGUAAAGAAAAUUUUGUUUGUAAGGAAGAGCUUGUAUAGGCUAAAGCGAGCUUGUAUAGGCUAAAGCAAGCUUGAAUACAAUAGUACAAAAAAUUUGAUACAUUUAUCGCUAAAAAUAUAUACAAAAGAACAGCUUCAGAUGAUAUGCUACAAAUAGAUAUAAAAAGUUUGAUACAUCAAAUGGUUUAGUGAGAAUUUUAUUAUUCACUUACUUUAUAUUAAUGAUAUGCUUAUCCUUAAAAAAGAUAUAUUUACAAUUGACAAGUUGAAGAAAAAACUAAGUGAAUCUUUUGCAAUGAAGGAUAUGGGACAAAGCAAAUAUUAGGUAUGCAGAUUUCUUGUGAUAGAGAAAAAAAAAUUGAUUAUCAUAGGAGAAAAACAUCGAGAAAGUAUUGGAUAAAUUUAAUAUGAGCAAUGCAAAGUUAGUUGGUUCUUUUCUUUCAAAUCACUUUAAGUUAUGCUCAGAUGACAAGGAGAAGAAGAAAAUAUAAAAGAUUCCUUAUGCUUUAAUAAUUAGAAGUUUGAUGUAUGCGAUAGUAUGUACGACGCCGGACAUUGCAUAUAUAGUAAGUGUUGCUAGUAGAUUUCUUACAAAUCUAGGUAAAGAACACUGGAUAGCAGUGAGAUGGAUCUUUAUAUAUCUCAAAGAGAGCUCCAAAGUUUGUUUAAGCUUUGGAGGUGAACUACCUAUGACAGGUUACACAAAUACAGAUAUAGUAAGAGAUAUUAAUACGAAGAAAUCUAUGUUUUGUACUCACUUUUAUUAGAGGAGUUAUGUCAUGACAAUCCAUAUUACAAAGGUAUAUUGCUCUCUCCAUCACAAAGGCAAAAUAUAUUAUUGUUAUGGAUGUUUGCAAAAAAAUAUUAUGGAUGAAAGAAUUCUUACAAAAAUUGGAGCUGAAACAAAAAAAUUAUGUGGUACAUUAUGAUAGCAAAAGUGCCAUCCAUUUGUGUAAGAACUCAACUUUUCAUUUCAAGUUAAAGCAUAUAUAUAUAUAUAUAUUAAGUACCACUGGAGUCACGGUAGGACAGAUAUGUUGACAAAGAUCUUAUCAAAAGAAAGAUAGGAGAUGUGUCGAUAGUUGGUCGGCAUUUAUAUUGAAGAUUCAUAGGAAAACCUUCCUUAUGGGAUGAAGGAAGAGGUUGUUAGGUACAUGACCCAUUAAUUCAGCCUAUGAUGAGCAGUAGUUAUUUAACCUAGUUCUCUUUUAACCUAAACAAAAAAAGGAGGCUUGCAACUGCUGUUGGCCUGACCGGGAGAAACUGCAAUAGCGAUGAUUAAAGGAAAAGGAACAAGAGUAGAAGAAAAUAAAAGAAGAUGUUGACAACAUAAAGGUUGUUCUUAAUUAUCCUAAUAGUAUUCUAGCCGUAGGUUCCAUUAGAUUUGCAGCGGACUCUUGCUUAAGUCAUACAAGAAGAUUUUGAAUAUUAUGCACGGUAACAUAAUUAUUAUAUCUCUAUUAUUCUCCUGUGAUUAUUGUUCGGGUUUUGAGUAAAUAACUUCGAGAUUUAUACAUUCAUUAUUUUUAUAAUAAAUUGACUUCUCUAACUUGUCCCAUAAUUUUUUUUCUUCCACGAUGGAAGAGUUUUUCAAGUAAAUCUUGAUAUUUUAUGUAACUAUGAUUUUAGUUUAAUUUUUCUGCUGUAUGUUAUGAAUUUGUUCACAUACAAGUUUUUUUUUUUAUCCUAUCAAUAAUUUAUUUAUGUUGUUGUUAGCUUUUCUCUAAGACUUCUACAAUUGCAAAUCCAACUAUUCAUCGUGUUGCAAUCUUAAAUUGGUUCUUGAUAAUUGUUUCAGGUAUUUCUUUUUUUCUUCCUUUGUAUAUUGAUAAUCCCUUACACGGAGUUUGUAAAUUUCUUAAUUUCUCUCUCUCUCUCUUUCUGCUGAAUAUUUUCAGAGGAAGAAUAUGUGCAUUAGUAGUUACAGUGAAUUGGAUUCAAGUGGUGGAGACAAAUGUUGUUUAUAUUUAUGUGGACCGAAGACAAAAGCCGAGAACAAAUACUGUUUUAUAUUUAUGUUCGAUGUUUUCAUGUGCAGAUUA
Messenger RNA from Musa acuminata AAA Group (dessert banana), 4526 nucleotides. RefSeq lists its product as uncharacterized. The transcript has 5 exons. Gene Ontology annotation, molecular function: RNA binding. Bases 1 to 570 code for a protein of 189 amino acids. The record is from RefSeq and is a predicted model, not a curated record. Gene Ontology annotation, biological process: mRNA cis splicing, via spliceosome. NCBI's taxonomy places the organism in Eukaryota, Viridiplantae, Streptophyta, Magnoliopsida, Zingiberales, Musaceae. Gene Ontology annotation, cellular component: catalytic step 2 spliceosome.